AGGGAUGCGCAACCGAGGGGCUCAAACACGUGCUAAUGUGGCAUGUACUGGAGGAAGUGGAAAUCGUGUGAACAACCUAGAAAAAAGAAUCUUGACAUGACAGGUUUAACUAGUGAGCAAUGGAAGGUAUUGGUUGAUAUGAUUAACAAACAAAAACCAGCUGAAUCUGAGAAAAUGACUGGUAAGAGAAUUUGGGAUUUGUGGAUCAUCAAUAGUGGUGCUUCUAACCACAUGACAGGUACCUUGAAAAUUUUGUGUGAAAAAGGACCAUUCCAGGAUGCCCAGUGGGGCUGCCUAACGGUGAGCAGGUGCUUGCUUGCAAACAAGGAACUGUGGUUCUUGACGGAGGACUUCAGUUGAAAAAUGUCCUUUAUGUACCAAAAUUAAAAUGCAACUUGCUUUCUGUUCCACAAUUGACUGAUGAAGAAAACUGUGUUGUAUAAUUCACUGACAAGCUGUGUAUUAUGCAGGACCGCACUUCGAGGAAGAUGAUUAGAGCGGGUGAACAGAAGGAUGGGCUCUAUUGGUAUCGUGGUGUGCACAAGGCUCAAGCAAGUCAUAUCAAAGCUGAAAAUAAAUUGACUCUGUGGCAUAAGAGAUUGGGACAUCCAUCAUUUAAAAUUGUGCAAAUGAUCCCUAAUGUGAGUAACAAAUGUACUAGCGAAGAGGUGAAUAAAAUUUGUGAAAUUUGUGAAAAAUCCAAACAAACAAGAGAUAAGUUUCCAUUAAGUGAUAGUCAUGCUUCAAGUAUUUUUUAUUUGAUUCAUUUUAACUUGUGGGGACCUUAUAAAACUCCGUCGUUAUGUGGAGCCUCAUAUUUCUUAACCAUUGUGGAUGAUUGCUCACGGGCUGUUUGGAUAUAUUUGUUAAAAGAAAAGAUGAAAGUGUCUGUUACGUUGAAAAAUUUCUUUGUUCUGGUUGAAAAACAAUACAAUAAAUGCGUCAAAAUGGUGCGAUCUGAUAAUGGAACAGAGUUCAUGUGUUUAAAGCAGUACUUUAUGCAACAAGAAGUGGUUCAUCAAACUUCGUGUGUCAGAACUCCACAACAAAAUGGAAGAGUAGAGCGCAAGCACAGACAUAUUCUAAAUGUUGCCCGGUCCUUGUGAUUCCAAGGUAAUCUCCCUAUUGAGUUUUGGGGAGAAUGCGUUUUAACUGCCGGGCACCUAAUCAAUCUCACACCGUCCUUAGUGUUGAAAGGAAAAUCUCCAUAUGAAAUUAUUCAUGGAAGAGUUCCCAGUUAUGAACACCUGCGAGUUUUUGGUUCUUUGUGUUAUGCUCAUAACCAAAGUAGGAAAAAUGACAAAUUUGACAGUCGAAGUAGGAAAUGUGUGUUUGUCGGGUAUCCGUUUGGGCAAAAAGGAUGGAAGUUGUUUGAUUUGGAAAAGAAAGUUUUUCUUGUAUCUCGUGAUGUCCAUUUCAUUGAAGGUGUGUUUCCCUUUCGUGAAGCCCAAAGAGCAAACUCACGAGUUGACCAAAUUGAGCCCCCAAUGCUAGAGCAUGUUUUUGAAGAGGACACUCCAAUUAGGUCAAUUUUCACUUCCCCCACAGUUGAGCCCAUUCCUCCAAAUCAAAAUGAGACUCUAGAAUAUUCACCCACUGCACCUGACAUCCAAGACAGGGGGGACAUGAGCUCCGAGAUGACCCAUAUAAGGACGUCGUCAUCCCCUCCAAAAUCAGCACCGAAGAAACAGUGCCUAUCUCCGAUUUGCCACCAACCGCAACCGAAGCCCCCUUGGCCAUGGACACCGUGUGAAAAUUCCCUCUAUCAAGCUGCGCGACUUUGUCACCACCGCCACUGUCCAAAAGAGCUCCUCCGUCCAGAAUCCGACUUCAUCAACUUCCUCAUGUGUGUCCUAUCCUAUACAAAACUUUGUGAAUUGUAACAAUUUCUCUGACCAACACCGCAUUUUUCUUGCUUCAUUACAAGCCGAGCAAGAACCUCGGUCCUUCUCCCAAGCUGUCACAGAUUCGCGAUGGCGAGAUGCCAUGCCCAAAGAAAUUCAAGCACUGGAAGUUAACAACACGUGGAAACUCACACCUCUUCCUCCAGGAAUGAAAGCUUAUGGUUGUAAGUGGGUUUAUCGAAUUAAAUACAAUUCUGAUGGGUCAGUCGAGCGAUUCAAAGCACGGUUGGUCAUCUUAGAAAAUCAACAAGUGGAAGGACUAGAUUACAAUGAAACGUUCUCUCCGGUGGCAAAGAUGUUGACCAUUUGAACAACUCUUGCCGUUGCAGCAGCCCGGAUUGGGAACUUCACCAAAUGGAUGUCCAUAACGCCUUUCUGCAUGGCGACCUUGAUGAAGAUGUGUACAUGAAGCUCCCACCCGGGUUCCAAGUGUCUCAGCCAAGCUUAGUGCGUAAACUUCAAAAAUCCAUCUAUGGCUUGCGACAAGCUCUGCAUUGUUGGUUUGCAAAAUUAUCCUCUGCCCUUACUCGAUUUGGUUUCCAGCAGUCACAAAAAGACCAUUCCUUGUUUAGUCUCUGUAAAAAUGAUGUCCACCUGGUUGUUUUGGUGUAUGUUGAUGACCUUGUGAUUGCAGGAAAUAAUGGUGAUGCAAUUAACAAAUUCAAACAGUACUUGCACAAGUGCUUUCACAUGAAAGACUUAGGGCGCCUGAAAUAUUUUUUGGGGGUUGAAGUUGCCCGAUCUUCCAAGGAAAUUUUUUUGUGCCAGCGAAAAUACGCCUUGGACAUCAUCACUGAAGCAGGUUUGCUGGCUGCUAAGCUCGCAGCUACUCCGUGUGAGGAAAAUCACCGGUUGGCAUCCGCUGCUGGCCUUGUUCUCUCUUAUCCUAGCAUGUAUCGCCGCUUCGUUGGAAGACUCAUAUAUUUGUGCUUCACCAGACCUGACCUCGCCUAUAAUGUUCAUGUUUUGUCCCAGUUUAUACAGAACCCACAUACUGAACAUUGGCACGCCGCUUUACGGGUUGUUUGGUAUCUAAAGGCACAUCCGGGGCAGGGCAUACUUCUACCUAAAGAAAAUGAUUUGCAACGCUUUGGCUGGUGUGAUUCUGAUUGGGCUGGCUGUCCGCUAACACGCCGGUCUCUUACAGGGUGGUUCAUUCAAUUCGGUACCGCCCCUAUCUCGUGGAAAACACAGAAACAACAAACGGUCUCCGCCUCUUCUGCUGAAGCUGAGUACCGCUCAAUGGCCAAGACAACCAGGGAAUUAAUAUGGAUAAAGGAUAUACUAUCCUCGCUGCACGUAUCGCAGCCUGCUCCCAUUCGCUUGCACUGCGAUAGUCAAGCGGCGCUUCACAUUGCUAAAAAUCCAGUCUUCCACGAACGUACCAAAUACAUCGAAGUCGACUGUCAUUUUGUCCGGAAUGAAAUCAUACACAAUCGACUAUUACCUUCUUAUGUUCCUACUCAUCUCCAACUAGCUGAUAUUUUCACCAAGGCUCUCGGGACGAAACAGUUUGGGAAGCUCUUAGUCAAGUUGAGCAUUCAAAAUUUAUACGCGCCAACUUGAGAGGGGGUAACAACGGUCAACAUAAGUUAUAUAUAGAAAUGUCAAUUAAAAAAUUUGGUUAUUUAUGUAUAUAGCAAUCUGUCAUAUAUAUUUUUGGUAGGAAUAAAUUAGGAUAACAAAUCAAGCUGCUAUAUUAGGAAAAAAUUUACUGUGAUUUGUUGAUUAGAGUAUAUAUAUAUAGAAAGUUUGUAUCAAAAACAAAAAGGACAAUUACCAUUUCUUAUUAUUAUCUUUUUUCUUUUUCUGGUCAAAAGGUGAUAUCUAUCUAGGCAAAGUAUUUCAUGGAACUCUUAUAAAAAGUUCUAUCAAAUUGAGUUAACUAAAAUAUUUAUAAAUUAGGAACAAAACUCUUAAAAAUUUAUUAACCACCCUUUUAACCCUUCUUUUUAAUGGUUGUAAUUCUCACCAUACUCUAUUUUAUCCACAUUUUUCACAAUUUAAAAAUUAGGCUCA
Arachis ipaensis is the source of this 3923-nucleotide messenger RNA. The record is from RefSeq and is a predicted model, not a curated record. Lineage: Eukaryota; Viridiplantae; Streptophyta; Magnoliopsida; Fabales; Fabaceae.